AUGGGACAAGAUGAAGAUUACGUGUUUUUGGCACGCCAAAGUCUUGAGGGGCUUGGCUUGGAUGACUGGCGUCUGGUGGCUGCCAGCUUGAGAGCAGCAAAGUUUCGCCAAGUCCCUAGUGCCCGUAAAGGUUUGAUAGCUUGGCCGCAAUCGCAAGCCGUCAGCAAAGCUGUGUUUGAACUUGCUGCUGCGGCCACCGCCGAUGCUGCGCCACCAGACGUCAUCAAAGCUUCAAUCCCACCACCGCCAGACCAGACUUUUCUUGGCACUGGCACUUGGCACUGGCACUUGGCACUGGCACCAGACUGCAGUGCCACUUGGCAACCCGUCUGA
This is a messenger RNA of Ustilaginoidea virens, 333 nucleotides long. RefSeq lists its product as uncharacterized. Bases 1 to 333 code for a protein of 110 amino acids. The record is from RefSeq and is a predicted model, not a curated record. The transcript has a single exon. Lineage: Eukaryota; Fungi; Ascomycota; Sordariomycetes; Hypocreales; Clavicipitaceae.